Messenger RNA from Ostreobium quekettii, 546 nucleotides. The record is from the annotation of a GenBank genome assembly. Lineage: Eukaryota; Viridiplantae; Chlorophyta; Ulvophyceae; Bryopsidales; Ostreobiaceae.
AUGUAUUCAGAUUGGGAGUCAGUGGACAAGCGAUUGGUGCCAUGUAACAAGGCAACGUGGUGGACAGGAAUUUAUGGUCCAGGAAGAAGCGUGCUUUCUGCCGCACAAACCAAGGCCCUGUCUCCAGGGCAGAGGCGCCGGCGGAUGCAAAAGUACACCAAUCGUUGUCAUGUGUACGAUGUCUGCCAGGUCCUCCUGUCGAGCAUGUCCGGCAACGGAAGCCCAGGUGGCGUUUACAACAUUGUUGACGAUGAUCCGGCUCCGCGUGCCGAUGUGGAGAAGUAUGCUGCAAUAUUGAUGUCUCAAAAGGUCAACCAUCCGUCUCAGCAUGCCACGCACAAUCUGCUGAUCCCACCCACACGAAGGUGGGGAGUGGCAGCUAGCCCCAACUCCAGGGAGCAAAAAGAAGCUGGGCUGGAGGAAAAGAGGGUGAAAAACUGGAAGCUAAAGAGUGAGCUUGGUGUGCGUUUGGAGUAUCCGACUUAUAGAGAAGGCUUGGAGGCAAUCUGGAGGGGCACCACAAGGCCAUUCGAUGCAGUUGCAUGA